UCAUUCAGCUGAUGUGCUCUCUGAUAAUUAGGUUCAUCAUUUAUUUUCUGACUUUUGAUUUGAUGUCAGGAGGUGCUCUGUUUGCUGUGCUGCCCCAUAUUAGCUACGUGUAAUUAAAAAACGUUACUAACGCUUCUUCAGAGACAGAUACCCUGCUGCAGCUCUUUACCUCUUCACAUUCUUAAGACGAGAGCUGUGGUCACAUCAUUUGGUCCCAUUCUUACACAAAAUUAGUAGAACAGGAGAAACCUUUCUUCCACUGCGCUUCAUCAGAAGGUCGGCGGGUUGAGUUGGUCCAUUGGUUCAACAGCGUAGCAUCAAACAUCUGAGGGCUGGUUUACAUGUGAGUUGUAGUGCAAUAUGAAUUUCAAGGAGGGAGGAGCAUGGCUGUAAUAGGAGCAUGUAGUCUCUCAACUGGCUGCUGCGUGGUGCUGGUGUGACAGGUGCAGAGGGGUGUGCUGUAGCCAUUGCGGGUCGGGUAAGGGAACACACUUCCACACCUUUAGCAGAAAUACCAGGGAAAGUCAUGCUGGGCAACAAUAAAACAAUUGUCUCACUGUAAAGCUACUUUCCUCUCAGCCCUGUGCUAUUUGGCACGUUCCUGGGUGGCGUUAUAAUGAAUCUGUUAUGCAGUUCUUUCAGAAUCUAUGGAGCAGAAAUUACCAGCCCAGAGCACCAGCAGAAGGAAGGUCUGCGUUACUUCUUGGAAGCUCAUUAGGUUUUUAUUUAUCUGUUGUUUACUGAGCUUUAUAAAAUAAAUGCUGGUUAAUACAGGAGAAGAAGAAGCAUUCAGUGUUGGUGUGCUGCUGUAUCCCAUCACGGAUGGAGUCAGGGGCACGUGGCUCAGCUGGGUCUCUUCUCCCCUUGGAGUCUCUACAGGCUGCCUGCUCUAUCUGCAGCUUCAUUGGUUAUGUAUCUGCAGUUGCUGUCUUUUCUGGUGGAACAGUUGCCAUGCAGACUCCAAUUUACAUGAAAGCUAAACAGAGUGACACAAAAAUGAAGUGGUGUUGCUGUAAUGAAACCUAUUAAUAGCUUACAGAGAGGCAGUGACGCAUCUCGGAUACAGCACACGGAAUUAAAGCUGAGGAGAUUUAUCUUUGCAGACCAAAUUUUCCCCAGAUGAGCAGCAAGGGAUGCUUUCCAAGCGCUGUGACUUUUCAGAUAAACUUUCUCCAAACCAGGCUUGCGUGGCACACCUCUCUGCUGGCGGAAUGGAGCCGAGGGCCUCGCGUGGCCUUCACAAAUCGCUCCGGGUUAACCUGCCUGUCAUGGACUGAAGGCUGUGCCUCAUCCUUCAGGUAUUGAUCUGGGCCAUAGGUGAUCCCCCUGAGUGAAGCUUAUUAAUUUGUCCUUGAUACUGCUCUGGCUAAAGGCUUGCAGGUGCUUUGUGACACAGAUGUGGCUGUUAAGGACAUCACUUCAGCUCAGCACUUAAUGACAGUGCAUGCACCAUGCUCGUGGUCUCUUGCUGGGCACCUGGCUGAAGCUCCUGAGUCUAUACCUCCUUGGUUGCAGAUGCACAGUGAAUCCUCUAACCCCCCUGAAGGAAUGUACGUGUAUCCAGGAGGGAUCCACCAGAAGCAAAGUGGUUCUUGGCACUUACUAACUGCAUCUGCUUGGUGCCACGGGUAUCCUAGCUCUGUUUGCUUGGCACUGUAACGAAGGCACGUGGGCUCUGUCCCUUACAGUAGGAUUUGCCUCUGUUUCUCUAGGGCUGCCCUGUCGUCUCACUUCAUUGUUGUGGGGUUUUUUAAAGCUAUCUCACUGGUAUUAGUUUUAUUUCAUGCUUGUCAAAGAGAUGAGAUAUUUGGUUCCAUUCAGACAGCACGACGUAAUUGGUCUCAUCUGUCAACUGUUCACACUCAGGGCAUAGAUAUAUCAGUCAAGCUGCAGCUAAAAUUGAUGUGGAUUUUGAUUACGAUGGACCUCUAAUGAAGACAGAAGUUCCUGGACCACGAUCUCGGGAAUUAAUGAAGCAGCUGAAUGGAAUUCAGAAUGCCGAAGCUGUGCACUUCUUCUGCAACUACGAAGAGAGCCGAGGGAACUACCUCGUGGAUGUGGAUGGCAAUCGCAUGCUGGAUCUCUACUCUCAGAUUUCAUCCAUCCCCAUAGGUUACAGCCAUCCAUCUCUGAUAAAGCUUCUCCAGCAGCCACAGAACCUGAGCACUUUUAUCAACAGACCUGCCCUAGGGAUUUUACCUCCGGAGAACUUUUCAGAAAGACUGAAGGAAUCUUUGUUAUCAGUGGCUCCCAAGGGUCUGCCACAGGUGAUGACCAUGGCUUGUGGAUCCUGCUCAAAUGAAAAUGCAUUUAAAUUAAUAUUUAUGUGGUACAGAAACAAGGAGAGGGGCCGUAAUAAUGUCACAAAAGAGGAACUGGAAUCAUGCAUGAUUAACCAGCCCCCCGGCUGCCCCGACUAUGCCAUGCUCUCCUUCAUGGGUGGCUUCCACGGAAGGACCUUCGGUUGCUUAGCUACAACUCACUCUAAAGCAAUUCACAAACUGGACAUCCCCUCGCUGGACUGGCCUAUCGCUCCAUUUCCAAGACUAAAGUACCCUCUGGAAGAGUUUGUGAAAGAGAAUCAACAGGAAGAAGCCCGUUGUUUAGAGGAGGUGGAAGAUCUGAUUGUCAAGUACAGGAAAAAAAAGAAGAUUGUGGCUGGAAUCAUUAUAGAACCAAUACAGUCAGAGGGUGGAGACAACCAUGCCUCAGAUGACUUCUUCAGAAAGCUACGAGAUAUCGCCAGAAAGCAUGGCUGUGCGUUCUUGGUGGAUGAGGUGCAGACAGGAGGUGGCUGCACAGGAAAAUUCUGGGCACACGAGCACUGGGGCCUGGAUGAUCCAGCCGAUGUCGUAACGUUCAGUAAGAAGAUGAUGACGGGAGGAUUUUUCCACAAAGAGGAGUUCAGGCCAAAUGCUCCCUAUCGGAUUUUUAACACCUGGCUUGGAGAUCCAUCCAAGAACCUUAUGCUUGCCGAAGUCAUUAGGGUUAUUAAAAGAGAAGACCUUAUAAACAACGCAGCCCAUGCAGGAAAAGCACUACUGACUGGCCUUCUGGAUUUACAGGCUCGCUACCCCCAUCUUAUCAGCAGAGCGAGAGGAAGAGGAACGUUCUGUUCGUUUGACACUCCAAAUGAUGCAACUAGAAACAAGUUAAUUACAAUUGCAAGAAACAAAGGUGUUGUGCUGGGAGGCUGCGGUGACAGAUCGAUCCGUUUCCGUCCAACACUGAUCUUCAAGGACCACCACGCUCACCUCUUUCUGAACAUUUUCAGCGACAUCUUGGCAAACUUCAAGUAAAAAGCAGUUCUCUCGCACGGAACAACUAACUGAUUACGAAAGUAGUUUGCAUUAAUUCACGUCUUCUCCACUUACAAGAUAAGUGUAAAGUCAUAAACCGAGGUUUGCGUUCCGUCUGUAAUCCUGCCCCAGGCAAGCUGCUCCAUGCAAAAUAGCACAGGCAGAGCCCUGGUUCUGCUCGCCAGCAGGUGCCCGCAGUGCUCCUGCGCUGCGCCCCUCGAGGCUGCAGCCCUCCAUCUGCAGGCCGCACAAACGGCAGAGCUCUCCCUCCGCCUGCGGCCCUGACUGCUUGAUUUGUCUCAGUAGGACCUGGAACAGUCCAUCUUCACAGAUAAUCCCAGCAGUUUUACUUGUGUCCAGAAGCAGCAGCAAGUAAGGCCUAACACUUAAAUGCACUUACGAAUGCCUGCUAUGCAGAAAGAGCCACUCUAAUGACAGACAGAAUAAAAGGCAUUUCAAGGAAAGCUCUGCUUUCCACCGCUGCCAAGUACAGUAUUUAACAGAAUAAUUGCCAGCUUUAUUCCCCUAAUCACUGGUCUGCCAUACCAUGUGGAUCACAGAACUGCUCUACUCAUCCAUCAGCCUACAGGUACCACUUCAGAGGCGUAAUGCACAGCCACGUGUGCGAGGCUGAGCAGAACUGAAUCACUGUCCUUGCCCUAGAGGUUUAAACUUUUGCCUUCUCUUACAAUCAGAACUGUACAGAAAAAGCUAUACUGAAACGUUUCUAAUUUGACAAAGCUUAGAGAAUCGUGCUCAGCACAUCAUUUCCACCUCUGUCAGUGAUCUUAUAGUUAGGAUUAUUUUCCCAUUUGCCCAGAAGGCACCAUGACAGCCAUUAACUUUAGCUGUUACGAGUUCUACUUUGCUACUUGACAGUCUUGUAAAACUACAGCAGAAUUGCUUGACUGUGCAACACGAGAGCCACUGUCGUGUGGACGCACAGCAGCAGUGAAUAGUCCCAGCUGCAACGUAUUUCUGCUCUAAUAGUUUACAGAGGUCUUCUGGAAAGCCACAGAAUCAAAACAUGUCAACGCUCUGUUGUGUUGUAGUUGUUCUGGACAUCUCUUUACUGUGAACUCUUUGCUGUUUGCUUCAGGAUGAUCCAAAUUAGUUCUGAUACGUUUUCCAGUUCGUUUUCUUGGCGCCUGGCUUUUCCUUACCAGGUUGAACUUUUUUUAUGUUAAGCGCCAAAAAAAAGGGACCACAUUUGACACUACAGUCGCCCCAUUAGCAAGUCUUUAGUUAUACAGUAAAGACAGCGCAGUGAAAAGGAUUUAUACUUAAAAUUGUGCUUAAAAAAGUGCUGCCAAGCUGUGAAAGGUUUCUUACCUUGCUAAGUUUUAAUCGUGGUUUUCCCAUUUUCUUUAUUGAGUUCUGGUAUUGGACAACUCAACAAAACUCUCUUCCAUUAGCUUAAAAAUAAUGGGAUUUCUAUAAAUCUCCCUGCAGCAACCAGAAUUCCUGUACCAGCCGGUCAGACUCUGAGCAGGUUUUCGAACAGAGGUGGUUGAAAUCUGGAGAAGGGUCUGGGGGGCUGCUGUGAUCACUGUCCUCAUAAGAGUUUUAUCACCGACAGGAAAGUCAAACUGAGAACUGCGUUUGACCACAUUCUGGGAAUUAGGUAGUUUGACAUAUCAGUACAGUAGUUUUAGCCUCCUAGCAAGUCUUGUGCUUUUACAGAAACAACGGUCCAGUAAGUUGAAGUCUUAGCACAUCUUCUCUUUUAUGAUGAGCACUCUAGAUGUUUUUAUAAUUUUUACCGACACUCACUAACUGUAAAAUUGUGUACAACGUGCCGACGAGAUCACGUUAGAGAACACAUAGAAAGCACUGCAGCUGAAGCACAUGAAGUUAAUAUUGUUUACAGCAUACCGUGGACAGUGCCAAAUAAAUGUUUAAACCAAUACUUAAGUACACUUCAUGGUGGAACUAGUAAUUGUACACAAAUUCAUAACGGAAUGACGUCUCGUGUAAUCAGUAUUCUUAAAUAAAAUAUUUAUAAUUGGA
This is a messenger RNA of Centrocercus urophasianus (Greater sage-grouse), 5309 nucleotides long. RefSeq names its product 4-aminobutyrate aminotransferase (gene ABAT). The record is from RefSeq and is a predicted model, not a curated record. The coding region runs from base 1932 to 3299 and encodes 455 amino acids. Lineage: Eukaryota; Metazoa; Chordata; Aves; Galliformes; Phasianidae. Gene Ontology annotation, cellular component: mitochondrion. The transcript is spliced from 15 exons. Gene Ontology annotation, molecular function: pyridoxal phosphate binding. Gene Ontology annotation, biological process: GABA catabolic process.